This is a messenger RNA of Lachancea thermotolerans CBS 6340, 1344 nucleotides long. It is a transcript of the gene MMM1, whose product is annotated as ERMES complex subunit MMM1. The record is from RefSeq and is a predicted model, not a curated record. Gene Ontology annotation, molecular function: lipid binding. Lineage: Eukaryota; Fungi; Ascomycota; Saccharomycetes; Saccharomycetales; Saccharomycetaceae. Gene Ontology annotation, cellular component: ERMES complex. The transcript has a single exon. The coding region runs from base 1 to 1344 and encodes 447 amino acids. Gene Ontology annotation, biological process: mitochondrion organization.
AUGAAGUCUCCCAACGAAACUAGCUUUACUAAUCACACCCUUGAAAAUGCAUCAACUUUCGGGGCUGAUCUCUCUAUUGAAUCCAAUGAGUCCCUUGUAUCGCUCGAUGAAUACUUGAGCAACACUUUACCUCUACAUUUACAACAGCUUUUCCUAGAAAACUUGCAAAAAAGGCAACAAGGGAUUCUUGAAAGCGCAUCUGAUUCAAUAAUUGAGGCAGUUCGAGACUCGUCUCAACAGAAGUUUCAAAAUGGGCUCCAUCUGUCGCUUGAUUCAGGGGUUGGCUCAAAAGGCUCAGUGUUCUCUGCAUGGUCAUUUGCGCAAGGACUUGUCAUAGGACAAUUAAGUGUAAUAGUGGUGCUCAUUUUUUUCAUCAAGUUCUUUAUUUUCAGUGAAGGCCCCAUAAAGACGGAAGGUCCUAAAGGAGGGAAGUCAGGUCCAAAAAGAGACUCUGCAUACGUUUCGCCCUUACUAUCAACCUCAACCUCUCAUUUUUUGUCAUCCAUCAUAAAAAGAGGAGAAAGUGAUGGUGCUGAUUCCUCCGAAAACACUGAUACCGACCGCAAGUUUUCGCAAAUCAACACAAUUUUAGAGAAAACAUAUUACAAUGUUGAGACACAUUCCCCAGAGACUUUGGAUUGGUUCAACGUCUUAAUCGGACAAACUAUUCAACAAUUUCGUGAAGAAGCCUUGCAGAAAGACAACAUUGUUCAUUCGCUCAAUAAUUUUAUUGCAAGGAAGUCUGGAGAGCUGCCUCAAUAUCUCGACACAAUCAAGAUAACAGAACUUGACAUUGGCGAAGAUUUCCCUAUUCUAUCCAACUGUCGCAUCCAAUAUUCGCCAAAUUCUAACAAGCAGAGACUCGAGGCUAAAAUAGAUAUUGAUCUCAGUGACCGGCUUGCACUAGGCAUUGAGACCAAGCUAUUGGUCAACUAUCCAAAACCGUUUACAGCCGCUCUUCCCAUCCAGCUCACCGUUUCGAUUGUGCGUUUUCAGGCAUGUUUGACCGUCUCUUUGACGACUGCAGAGGAAUUUGUUCCCACUUCAGAAAACGAAGCAUCGUAUGGUUCGGAAAAUGGUGGCUACUUUUUGAUGUUUUCUUUUUCACCUGAAUACCGCAUGGAAUUCGAUGUCAAAUCUCUUAUAGGUGCCAGAUCGAAAUUGCAAGAUAUACCUAAGAUUGGCAGCUUAAUAGAAUCUCAGAUCAAAAAGUGGUUCGUUGAGCGGUGCGUUGAGCCACGAUUCCAAUUCAUAAAACUACCAAGCUUAUGGCCAAGAAGCAAAAACACGAGAGAGGAAAAGACAGAGAAUGAUGACAUUUCAAUGAAAUCUACUGAUUUGUAG